Messenger RNA from Perkinsus marinus ATCC 50983, 2208 nucleotides. RefSeq names its product gag/pol/env polyprotein, putative. The transcript has a single exon. The record is from RefSeq and is a predicted model, not a curated record. Gene Ontology annotation, molecular function: nucleic acid binding. Bases 1 to 2208 code for a protein of 735 amino acids. Lineage: Eukaryota; Perkinsozoa; Perkinsida; Perkinsidae. Gene Ontology annotation, biological process: DNA integration.
AUGGAAGUUUUGUGUCUCGCCUUACCGUGCACGCCACUAUGUUAUGUUGAUGAUAUCGGCCUUCGAGCCAACACCAUCGACGAGUUGCACGAGGCUGAGAGAAGAGCUACUGGAGAACUCGAAAAGAAGGGGUUCCGGACUCAGCCCAAGAAAAGAAUCUCGACUGACGGAAGUUGUGAUGGAGUGGUCAAGAAGCAUCUUGGCUAUCUAUGGGAUGUGGCAGCCGAUGAGAUCCGCCAACUUCCACCAUCACUUCCCGAUCUAGAUCAGUGGAGUAAAAGACAGGUGAUCUCUGCCUAUGCUAAAUUUUUCGAUGUUAUGGGCCUGUUCCUCGAAGUGGGCAUCAGCGCCCGCAGUAAUGCAUCGUUAGUUCAUGAAGAUCACCGCGACUGGAAGGACAUUGUGGGUGGCAUUCACGUCCGAGCGUUGAAGGACUGGCAUGAUGCUAUCACGACAUUGGCUCCGGCGGUUCCUAGAGCCGUAGGUUCGGCGCGUGUAGUGAUUUUUUGUGAUGCGAGCGGUCUGGCAUGGGCAGCUGAAGCCUACUGCGUGAGACUAGGGGGAGCUGAUGACUUGAACCCGGCCGAUCGUCUUUACCGAUGGCGAGCGGUUGGCGGGAUUUUUCCCCGUGACUGCAAAUGGUCGACUCCCAAGAGGGAACUAUUUGCCCUUCGACAGGCUACUCGGUUGGGCGAGGAGCUGAUUGGUUGCGCCAAAGUUCAUGGCCGUCCUCUGGUGACGAAGCCCGACAUUACCUAUCUGUCGGAUGCAGAAAUCAACAUCUUCCGUCUUCGCCGCAUCGGCAAGUCCAGGUCUGGUACGGACGCGGUCGAUGUUUCGCGUUUGGAGAAGAAGUGGCUAAGUGAGAUCUCCAUGCACUGCAACCAGUAUGGGUGCGAUGUGAUCCACGUGCGAACUAAGGAUAAUCUUGCCGAUGCAGCCUCUAGGGGAUGCUUGGAUAGUUCUACUACGUUGGGUAUGAGCGAUGUAGACCGCCUGCGUCAUGCUUCUACUCUGACUCGCUUCGAGCCAUCAGGUCAACAAACGUUGGUGUCGAAGGAAGAUGAGCCGGAGGCAGUCCCUAGAGCAGUGGAAGAUCUGAGCCAAUAUGAAAGUGCGGAUGAAUUCGUGUGCGAAUUGUUCGCCAUUUUUGACGAAGAAGAGAUAAGUUCCGAGGUGAGCUCGGUCGGCACUUUGCAGGAGGCCGAGCCACUUGAUUGGAAUGAGAUUCUGAGAGACCAUCAACGAGCUUCGCCGUUUUUGCGGAAUCUGAGAAGCUUUGUUGAGACAGGAAAGCUAGAGGAGAAAUGCCCUAUUUCGUUGCGAGCGUUCAAAAAUGAUCGAGAAAUGUAUAUGAUCGAGGACGACCUUUUGAAACGGCGGAUUCGCAGCGACGGGAAAGGUGCAUUCGUGCCUCAAGUGAUGAUUGACCACAGUGAUGAUAAGAUGGUCAACUUGGUGAUUGAUAAGUAUCACGAUAAGUCUGGCCACAUGAGUGCGAGCAAGCUGGAAGGCAUCAUUCGUGAAGAGUUCUUCUGGAGAAGGAUGAGUGUCAACAUACGCAGAAGACUUCGGUCAUGCGAUUGCUGCCAACGAGUAGCUGCUCAAUCCAAGUGGCGGAAAAACGUAAGCGCACUGAAGCUGAAGGGAAAUGCCCCGUGUCAAAUUUGGGGGAUUGACCAUGUAUGCGGCUUACCAGAGGGUCAAGUGCGAGGCCGGGGCGAGGGAGGAUAUAGGAAUAUCCUCACGAUAACCUGUGCAACGACGGGAUUUACUUGGCUGAGAGCGUGUCGAUCGACAGGAGGUGAAGAGGUGCGAGCCAUCCUAUCGGACUUGGUCGGUGAUGUGGGCCGGCCAUUGUUGCUCAUCUCUGAUCGUCACCAGGCCUUUCGAAGUAAGUCUCUCACUCAAUGGGCAAUGAGUAAUAGCAUCAAGCUGGCUAUGCUGCCAGCACGUGGGGGACCAUACAGCGGGUGGUUUGAACGUGGACAUGGUAAGCUUCGAGAUUUCAUCGCCAAAAGGAAUGCUGAUGAUCCGGAGUCCAUGCAGUUCUGGCCAACCUGGCUCUCCGAAGUACAACUGGUGAUCAAUUGUACUCCCUUCUCCAAUAGUGAGCUGUCACCAGCUGACCUUAUGUAUGCAUAUAAGGUCUCGACGCCGUGGGAGAUGCGUAAUGGUGCUGAAUGUGGUUUGAUGGAUGGUCGAUAG